Messenger RNA from Petromyzon marinus (sea lamprey), 2774 nucleotides. It is a transcript of the gene POLR3D, whose product is annotated as RNA polymerase III subunit D. The record is from RefSeq and is a predicted model, not a curated record. Gene Ontology annotation, cellular component: RNA polymerase III complex. Gene Ontology annotation, molecular function: DNA binding. Gene Ontology annotation, biological process: tRNA transcription by RNA polymerase III. Lineage: Eukaryota; Metazoa; Chordata; Hyperoartia; Petromyzontiformes; Petromyzontidae.
GCCGGGCCGCUCGACCAAUCAGAGAGGGCGGAGCUGAGGUUCUUGAUCGCCGAACGCGGGCCGCGUUGGAAAGGGGUCUCCGAGAAACUGGGAUUGUGAGGGAGCCCGUGCCCUAUAGGAGCCGCCUCUACAGAGCGGCGGAGCGAUGUCGGGGCCGACGGGAUCGGGCGCUGGGGAUGGGGCAAAGCCCCCUGCGCCCUCAGCCUCUCCCAUGCUGCCCGGCAGGAAGGGCCCCCAGAUCGCGGGUGCCCCAACUCCGGGCCGCCUCCCGUCCAUCCGCUCUCGAGACCUCACCCUGGGCGGCGUGAAAAAGAAAACGUUCGCGCCGAACAUCCCGGUCCGAAAAGUGAAUGAAAGACCCAGGGAGGAGGGCGGCCCGUCGCCCGGACGUGGCGCCAAGCCGAGGGGUCGCGAGCGAGGCGGCCCCCGUGACGGCCGGGGUCGGGGUCGAGGUCGCGGCGAGGUCAUCCAGUCUCACUCAAUUUUCGAGCAGGGUCCGGCUGAUGGACUGCGGCGCAAGACGGGCGGCUGGGAGGCUGCGCCCAAUCCCGCCCAGACUGGCCUCACCCCCAUCAUCAACAUCAAGAAGGAGAAGUGCGAGACGGAGGAGGAGACCAAGAAGUUGCUCAACAUGCUGGAGCGAGACGAUUUCGUCGAUGACCCGGGGCUCGUCAACGACCCCGGGAACCUGCCCAUCCAGCUGCCACUGUCCCACUCCGGAGACACGUUCCGCGACGAACCCUCCUGCAAGACCAAGGUGGAGAAGAUGGAGGUGGACCCGCCGCAGGCCGUCAAAGUCAAACAGGAGCCCGGCACAGAGGUGAAGGAUGAGGAGGGACGACCGGUGCUCGCUCCUCCGCCCCAUCUCUCCUCAUCCGCGCCGAUGACGGUGAGCCAGCUGCUGCGCCAGCUUCGCCUGCAGGAGGAGGAGGAGGAGGGCCGCGGGCCCGGCGGUGGCGAUGCCGCCGCCGACUCGGGGCUGCUGUUCCUGCAGCUGCCCGACACGCUGCCGGGACAGCCGGCGUCCCGCGGGGCGGGCGACGUGGCCGGAGCCGACGAGCGACCCAUCAAGCGGGAGAUCAAGACGGAGGACGGCCAGACGAUGCUGCUCAAGCAGGAGAAGGCCGAGGAGGCCGGCGGAGAGGGCGAUGGUGCCUGCACACUUCGGGACCUCUCCGAGGGCCAGGUGGGGCGGCUGAUUGUGCGCGCCUCUGGGAAGGUGCAACUGGUGCUGGGCACCGUCAAACUUGAUGUCGGCAUGGGAACCAACUGCUCUUUCUUGCAGGAGCUGGUGUCGGUGCGCCUGCAGGAGGGGCGCACGGGCGACGCGACGGUGCUGGGCCACGUGUGCCACCGUCUCAUCUGCACACCCAACUUCGAGAGCCUCCUUCACGGCCACAGCAGGGUUGGGACCUGACCUGGCCAGGGAGUUGGGACCUGACCUGGCCAGGGGGUUGGGACCUGACCUGGCCAGGGGGUUGGGACCUGAUCCUACUGACGGGUUGGGACAUUGGGGCCUGGCCUGCUGGUCGGUUCGGGCUGAGCCUGCAGGGUUUCUCACCAUUGUCCACAGUUCCACCAAUCUGCUCCUUUCGACUACGCUGGGCACUCCCCAUGACGAGGACCCAUGUGUGUGUGCGCGUGUUUGUACAAAAGCAGAUGGUACAAGGAACCAGUUAAGGCAAGUGCUGUUAGUGAACAGAUGAUAAUGUCAGCACGGUGUGCAAGGGGGAUGCCACCAUGACUGGCUGCCUGUCUUCCCCCCCCCCCACCUACUGUAACCGGUAUUAAAGUCGAGCCGAGUCAACUUAUGUCACUAGCCACUGAUGCUAUCCGUGGCCAGGAAUCAAACCAAGGUCGCUGGGUUUCGUAACACAGCGUGCUAACCACUGCACCACCGCUCCCGCUGAACGCACAUUCUCUGGGUUGCGCUGGACACUGUCAACAAAGAUCAGGCGCGUGCAGCCUGUGACACGAAUUACUAUUUGAACCGAGAAGACUGCAACGAGGUAGACUGGACUCGUGGAAACCCGAUGUGAAUGUACAGCAAGCGUGGAACCACUGUCGCGUCAACAGUCGAAGUUGGAGGGGUGACUGCUGAGAGAGUUUACAGAUAAAGGACGUUGGGAAUAGAAAUACUGUUAUUUAUUUAUGCAGCAAAGCCUCACCGUUCAGGAUCCUGCCAUUAGAACGUUUGGUCGAUUCCCUGCCCAUUUGAUUUGUGUGGGAGGAAACUGGAGUUUCUGGAGAAAGUCCAUCACUUUAGCCACCAACCCAAUGUGGGUUGUUGGCGACGGAGCAUAGGGCAAUCCACGAAUGGAUUUUUCCUGCAGUGACCUCUGCUGAUAGACACAGCACCAACCCAUCCACCUAUCGUUGCCCAGUCACCACACCUCCAGCGAGAGGCGUAGCAAUGCCGCCCGGCCAUGGCGUUCUCUGCCACGGCGUUCUCUGCCACGGCGUUCUCUGCCACGGCUCUGACGCUGCGACUGCGUGAGGCUGCAGAGCGGCGGCCGAGGCGAAUUGGGGCGACCACCCCGGGCCCUGCGCUUGACGUCACGCUGUCAGAUGCAGUGCUGCUGGUUAAGUUUGAAGGUGUGUUGGGGGUGGGGGCCUCUCACGGCCCUGCUGGCAGGGGGUGGGGGAGAUGGAGGGUGGAUUGAGGUGGUACGUGAAGGAGGGCACUGGACUCAAACUUCACAGAGCAGAGUUUAGAAAACAUUUCUUGAAAUGUUUUAUUUUUGUGUUACCGCAAAUAAAAAACCACAAGGCUA